AUGAUUUCAGGUUGCGGAAGUAAGUCGGAAGUGGAAGACAUUCAUUUCACUGGACUGCUCGAUGCUCAGUAUUUGUAUCUCACGCCGGCUUCAGCCAAAUGCCGACAGAGUUCUACUGCUUAUGGUGCCACUGGCAAGAACGUAUCAACUGUUGGGCCAGUGCCUGGAAGUUCUGUCGAACUGCAUCUGGACAGUGCAAUUUAUGGCGAUAACGCUGGAAUCCAGUCCCUCAAUGGUGUGCUGCAAGUGCUCCGAUACGGUGGCUAUGGAGUAAAGGCGAGCGGCCUCGUUGGCUUGUAUCUUGACUUGGAUGUUUCCUGGAUGCAGUUCAUCACUGGCCGUGCGCCC
Messenger RNA from Gongylonema pulchrum, 348 nucleotides. The record is from the annotation of a GenBank genome assembly. Lineage: Eukaryota; Metazoa; Nematoda; Chromadorea; Rhabditida; Gongylonematidae.